UCGCAAUUACACCCAGCGAGCGAGGGCCAGAGAAAGCCGCAUUCUUCUCGAUCUAUUAAUCAUAAAUACCCACAUUCUUAGAAAAACUCCCCAAAAAACUUACGUAGUACUCCAUUCUGAAAAUCAUGCCUUGCUCUACAGGUUUCUCUUCUCCUACUCUACUAUCCAAAUGCACUGUGUCUCCGGACCAAAAGUCCACGCUCGGAGACCUCAUGCUCUCCGUCUCAGACCUCCCCAUGCUCUCCGUCCACUACAUCCAGAAGGGUGGCCUCUUCACCCGCCCUCCUAUCCCCAUUGAUUCCCUUAUCUCUCUCCUCAAACUGAGUCUCUCUCAAACUCUCUCUCACUUCCCGCCUCUCGCUGGUCGAUUGAGGACAGACUCCGAUGGCUACGUCUAUAUCACGUGCAACGACGCCGGGGUCGACUUUAUCCAUGCCACCGCUACUAGUUUGUCCGUUCGUGACCUCUUGGCUCCGACCCAUGUGCCUGACUGCAUUAAGGAGUUCUUCGCUUUUGACCGAACCGUGAGCUACGAAGGCCAUUUCAAACCCCUAUUGGCUGUGCAGGUCACGGAGCUCGCUGAUGGCGUUUUCAUUGGUUGCGCUGUGAACCACACGGUCACUGAUGGCACGUCGUUUUGGAAUUUCUUCAACACCUUCGCUGAGUUGUCUCGUGGGGUCAGGAGGAUCUCGAAGCAAGCGGACUUCAGCCGUAGCUCGCCAUUGAUUUCGUCGGCAGUGCUGAGAUUACCAGAGGGUGGUCCAAAGGUCACCUUCUCCACCAACGAGCUGUUACGUGAAAGAAUUUUUAGCUUCAGCAGAGAAACACUUCUGAAGCUGAAAGCAAGGACCAACAAUCGGAAAUGCAUCGAUAACGUCGAUGUCGACGCAGUAGAGCUGUUGGGAAAACAGAGCAACGACCCUUUCCUAAAUAACAACAACGGCAAGGUGACGAAGAUUCUUGAAAACUGGUUCAAGAACACCGUGUCUAAAUCGAAAAACGACACGGAGUCGAACAAAAACAAAACCAUGGAAAUUUCAUCGUUUCAGUCACUCUCUGCACUUCUCUGGCGUGCGGUGACCCGUGCGAGGAAAUUGCCCUCUAACAAGGCGACGACUUUCAGAAUGGCAGUGAAUUGCCGUCACAGGCUGGAGCCGAAGAUGGAUCCGUACUACUUCGGGAAUGCAAUUCAAAGCAGUCCGACUAUUGCGUCAGCAGGUGACGUGUUAUCUCGGGAUCUGCGCUGGUGCGCAGAGCAACUCAACAAAAAUGUGAUAGCCCACGACGACACUAUGGUGCGCCGCUACGUAGAGAAUUGGGAGAGCGAUCCGAAGUGUUUCCCGCUAGGAAACUUUGAUGGUGCAUCAAUCACGAUGGGUAGCUCCGCGAGAUUUCCGAUGUACGACAUCAACUUCGGGUGGGGAAGGCCUUUGGCGGUUCGGAGUGGUAGGGCCAACAAAUUUGACGGGAAGAUAUCGGCGUUUCCGGGGAGAGAAGGUGGUGGAAGCGUUGAUCUUGAGGUGGUUUUGGCGGCGGAUACGAUGGCGGCGCUCGAGUCGGAUUCAGAGUUCAUGCAAUAUGUGUCCUAUUAAUCUAAAAAGGAAAAAAACCAAAGAUAGUUUUGGCUUGGCAUGCUUAAUGGUAUAUGCUCUGGAUAUGACAAAAUCAUGUCAACUUUGAAAAAUGCAAUAUGUGGGUCUCGUCUCAUGUUGUUUGGGGGAAAAGAGUUAUGUUGGGGUACUAAACGAUCAAAUGCGUAAAAAAUGUGACUGAUGGGUCAAGUAGAGUACUGUGGGAGGAUGAGGUGUGGAGACUACUGGCCUGUAGCGUUUCGUUUGCUUGUUUAUUUUGUGACAUAAAUUUAGUUUCUAAUUAAUGUUCUGUACUUUCUUGCCUUUUUCUGUUUUUUGUCUC
Messenger RNA from Juglans regia (Persian walnut), 1914 nucleotides. RefSeq lists its product as uncharacterized. The record is from RefSeq and is a predicted model, not a curated record. Bases 126 to 1592 code for a protein of 488 amino acids. NCBI's taxonomy places the organism in Eukaryota, Viridiplantae, Streptophyta, Magnoliopsida, Fagales, Juglandaceae. The transcript has a single exon.